UGUGUAGCUCGUAUCACGCAGCUGGUGCGGGGUUUCUCCAGCACGUGGAAGCAGUCUGUGGAGGCCUUGAGUCAAGAUGUCAUGCACUCCUUCACCAACUUCAAGAACGGAACCAGCAUCAUUCAGGGAGCGUUGACCCAGCUCAUCCAGUACUAUCAUGGUUUCCAUAAGGUCCUCUCCCAGCCAGCGUUUCGCAGUCUGGCAGUGCGCUCCGAGCUCAUAAACCUCCAUCAUCUGAUGGUGGAAGUCAAGAAGCACAAACCAAACUUCUGAUCUCGCACAAGAAUCCUCAGCAUUUGUGGUAGCUACACUGCAGAAAUCAUUCUUUGGGAGGACCUGAGAAUCAAUGUACACAUUCAUAAAACAUGAUGCAUUUCCCUGAUAAGCAAAACUAGGUAAAAAAGUAAAGUCAUGAAGUCUGUACUUGGCUGUGAGUAUCAUUUGUCUGGCGUCACUGGCAGAUUUUUUGAUUUGUAUUUUUUACUCAGGAAUAACAGUGUAAACGAUCUUACAGUCCUCUUACAGUUUCCUUAUCAGGUGAAAGUAACUUGUCUUAAAGGGGUUUUUUUU
This is a messenger RNA of Sinocyclocheilus anshuiensis, 570 nucleotides long. RefSeq names its product vacuolar protein sorting-associated protein 52 homolog. The record is from RefSeq and is a predicted model, not a curated record. Lineage: Eukaryota; Metazoa; Chordata; Actinopteri; Cypriniformes; Cyprinidae. Gene Ontology annotation, molecular function: syntaxin binding. The transcript has 2 exons. Gene Ontology annotation, biological process: endocytic recycling; lysosomal transport; retrograde transport, endosome to Golgi. The annotation marks the transcript as partial. Gene Ontology annotation, cellular component: GARP complex.